Messenger RNA from Arabidopsis lyrata subsp. lyrata, 748 nucleotides. RefSeq names its product transcription initiation factor TFIID subunit 14b. NCBI's taxonomy places the organism in Eukaryota, Viridiplantae, Streptophyta, Magnoliopsida, Brassicales, Brassicaceae. Gene Ontology annotation, biological process: regulation of DNA-templated transcription. The record is from RefSeq and is a predicted model, not a curated record. The transcript has 5 exons. Bases 311 to 748 code for a protein of 145 amino acids.
AUUGGUUGUUGUUAGGGUUUUAGUUCUUUUGGAUAAUGACGAAAAGUUCUUACAAGAAACUUAGAAAGGUUAUAUUUUGACAAUACCCUUGAAUAAACGUGUUUGAGAGUUCCCUUGAAUUGUGUGUUUCUUUAGGUAUCAAUCACACAAGUGGGCAGUAUAUGUUCGAGGGGCAACAAAUGAAGAUAUCAGUGUUGUAGUAAAGAAAGUUGUAUUUCAGCUUCAUUCUAGUUUUAAUAACCCGACGAGAGUUAUCGAGGAGCCUCCAUUUGAGGUAUCGGAAUCUGGUUGGGGAGAAUUCGAGAUUGCGAUGACAUUGCAUUUCCACAGCGAUGUCUGCGAUAAGCCAUUGAGUUUAUAUCAUCAUUUAAAGUUAUACCCGGAAGAUGAAUCAGGUCCUUUGACAAUGAAGAAGCCUGUGGUUGUGGAAUCUUACGACGAGAUUGUGUUUCCUGAUCCUUCAGAAAGUUUUCUAUCUAGGGUUCAGAAUCAUCCGGCUUUGACAUUUCCAAGAUUACCCUCUGGUUACAACUUGCCUGCUCCUAUGCAAGUGGAGGAUACCGGCAAAAAGAAGAGAGGAGAUACGAAAGAUCAUAGUUUGGGACAAUGGUUCAUGAGUUUCUCUGAAGCAGAUGAGUUAUUACAGCUUGCGGCUGCUCGUCAACAGGUUCAAGCUCAUAUUGCGAAACUGAGGCGACAAAUAAGUUUGUCAGACUGUGAAUCUGAUUCUGUAGCCAUCUUCCAUUGA